GUUGAUCGGAGGAAGAUGAAGAGGAAAAUACAGAGUUUGGGAGAGCUUCAGAGUUGCACAGAAAUGGUCAUGACGAAUUGAUCCGAAGAUAUUCCGAUUUCGGGCUUGCACCUCAGCUUUGAUCUCGCGACGAGCUUGUUUCCUUGUCUAAAGUACUGUCGAUAUGCAUGGUCUAUUUGCUGUAUCCUAGUGGUCGAUGGAGAGCCUUUAUGUUGGUGUCGCAGGUUCAAGACCUCUUUGAUCGAGCGAUGUGCUGUUGGUUUUCGUGCAUCUGCGUAGUUUUUGCUUCUUCUCCCGACUCGCGACCAGUGGAUCAAGUGGUCAUCGAUGGGCGUCACCAACCUCUUGAGGACCUACGUGAGGGUGAGACGAGGCAGUCAUCACCCCUUGCAACAUCGACUUCUGCUGUCACGCGGCAACACGCUGCAUUGAAGCCCGAGGCGAGAGAAAGAGCUUUUUAAUCAAGAGGCAAAGAGGAGACAGGGUUAUCAUACAAGUGACUUGUGAGUCUUGAAUAUUUCUUCGUU
Molecule: messenger RNA, 527 nt
Organism: Aureobasidium pullulans EXF-150
Lineage: Eukaryota; Fungi; Ascomycota; Dothideomycetes; Dothideales; Saccotheciaceae
Exons: 1
Coding region: 168-461 (97 amino acids)
Source: RefSeq, a predicted model, not a curated record